Peronospora farinosa is the source of this 1638-nucleotide messenger RNA. The record is from the annotation of a GenBank genome assembly. NCBI's taxonomy places the organism in Eukaryota, Oomycota, Peronosporomycetes, Peronosporales, Peronosporaceae.
AUGGCCCCACGUCGUGACGCUGCAGACAUCAUGGAGGCUCUCACAGCCAACAAUGCUCUUGUAAGAGAGCUACAAAUAGUAGAAAAAUCUCUUAUUCAGGAAGAGACUAAGUUAGUUGUAAAAAUUCAAUCACUUCGUCGUCGUAUGGCGCUUCGAAGAGCCGAACAAGCAAUGGCUACACUUUUACCGCGGGCUCCGAUACAAAAUACAAUAGUACAAAGCUACAACAAGAAUCCACGUACUAGGAAAAAAUCUUUAGGUGUUGUUCCUCGUUCUUAUAUUCGUCAACAUGUUUCGUUCUUUACGGACGAAGUGGUGAAUGAACGAAAGAUUGGAAGACCCAAAAAGAAGAAACAACAGACGCUCGUAGCUGACCAUGCGAUAGAUUUCGAAGAAAAAGUACUUGAAAAGUUAUUGGAACCACCACCUAAUGCUGAUACCGAGUUUCUCCGGGCUCAUAGUCAUGAAUCACUGAUUGCUAAUCCUCCAACUAUUUUUUCCAUACGAGAAAGAAAAGUUGUUCGGGACUUUGCAGAGGAUUUUUAUAUGACACACGAUGAAAAUGUUGACAUCCCAUUGCAAGUGUGGAACGGGAUUCAAGCGUGGCAGGAAAAAAGAAAGUCGAGACAAUUUCCAAUUGAACGCUCGGGGUUUGCGUGCAAAUUGUGGUACGACCUGCAUGAGUCACCCAAGUUGCGGCUUGGUGCAUGGACGAAAGAGGAAGAUGUAGCUCUUCGACGUUUAGCUACAGGUGAAGUAGAUAAACAACUUGUCAAUCGGUGGCAUGAGAUUGCCAAGCAUAUGCCGAUUCCAGGGAGACCAGCAGCACAUUGUCUUACUCGAUACCAGACGACACUGUGUGCGGGCAACACACGAUCGAGCUUUACGCCAGAAGAGGAUCAGAUACUGCGUGAAGCUGUCCCAGUUUUUGGAGAAAAGUGGAACGUGAUUGCAGACUUACUAGAUGGUCGAGUGUCGGAGCAGAUUCGUCAUCGAUGGCAGCUCUCGCUCGCACCAGGUCUUCGGCGAGGCAAAUUUUCGCUCAUUGAGGAUCGACGUAUGUUGCUGGCACUCCGUGCGUAUGUACCUAAGAACAGUGAAUUCAAUCAGGAUCAAGUUUCUUGGAGUGAUAUCUGCCACCAUCUUCCUGGGCGGACGCAACCAGCGAUUCGGGACCGUUACACGAAUUGUCUGAAUCCGGACUUGUCGUUCCGUAAAUUUACCAAACAGGAAGAUGAGCUCAUUCUGACAAGAGUGCGUGAGUGGGGGAUCGAAUCUUCCAGACUGUGGCCUCGACUCGCUGCUGAGCUAGGUGAUCGCACAAACUCUCAAGUGUGUCGACGCUGGAGAUACUUGGAUCCAAAAGGCUAUGAUAAACGUCGUCGAGUGCUGGAAGAAGCAAGCAAAAGCCAGACAACUGCUGUCUUUCGUCGACGAUCGAUUCACAGACAUGAUCCUUGCUAUAGAAAGAUCCAUACCAAGCGAAGCUCUUACAAUGGCCUCGCUGUUGACCGAGCUGAUGGCAUGCAGGAGGCAUCUCGGACAUUUUUGCAAGGUCGUACGAACGAAGCCACUGACGAGCAGUUGCAAAUUCGCGAGACAGAAUGCGAAGAUGGUUCGACCGAGUAUACUCUAUAG